UAAAACAGUUGCUCAUUGCUCUAGCCCAGAGAAAGCAGCUCAAUUAAGUAAAUGGCGAUGUUAAAAUCUCUUUCAUCGAUUUUAUUCACAAGCUUUGCUCUUCUGUUCUUUCUUGUUCAUGCUCAAGAUCAAUCUGGUUUCAUAAGUAUAGAUUGCGGGAUACCGGAUGAUUCUAGCUACAACGAUGAGACUACAGGUAUAAAGUAUGUUUCGGAUUCGGCGUUUGUUGAUUCAGGAACAACAAAGAGAAUUGCAGCUCAGUUUCAAUCAAGUGGUUUUGAUAGACACUUGUUGAACGUGAGAAGUUUCCCUCAAAGCAAGAGAAGCUGUUACGAUGUUCCGACGCCGAGAGGCAAAGGUUUUAAGUAUCUAAUCAGAACUCGUUUCAUGUACGGGAACUAUGAUGAUCUUGGAAGAGUACCCGAGUUCGAUCUCUAUCUAGGAGUAAACUUUUGGGACUCUGUUAAACUCGACGAUGCAACAACUAUACUCAACAAAGAGAUAAUCACCAUUCCACUUUUAGACAAUGUUCAAGUGUGUGUUGUUGAUAAGAACGCAGGAACUCCAUUUUUGUCUGUCUUGGAGAUACGGCUCUUGUUGAACACUACUUAUGAGACUCCUUACGAUGCACUUACCCUCCUUCGGAGAUUAGAUUACAGCAAAACGGGAAAACUUCCAUCGAGGUACAAAGAUGACAUAUAUGACCGUAUAUGGACACCGCGUAUAGUGAGUUCAGAAUACAAGAUAUUAAAUACAUCUCUCACUGUCGAUCAAUUUCUUAACAAUGGCUACCAACCGGCUUCUACUGUCAUGAGCACUGCAGAAACAGCGCGAAACGAGAGCCUCUACCUAACGCUUAGUUUCAGACCGCCCGACCCUAACGCAAAGUUUUAUGUAUACAUGCACUUUGCUGAAAUUGAAGUACUGAAAAGCAACCAGACGAGAGAAUUCAGCAUCUGGCUAAAUGAGGAUGUAAUCUCUCCUUCGUUUAAGCUUCGGUACUUGCUUACCGACACAUUCGUUACACCGGAUCCCGUGAGCGGAAUUACCAUUAACUUCUCUCUUCUUCAACCACCUGGUGAAUUUGUACUUCCACCGAUCAUUAACGCCCUUGAGGUCUAUCAAGUCAAUGAGUUCCUUCAGAUCCCAACUCAUCCACAGGAUGUUGAUGCCAUGAGGAAGAUUAAAGCCACGUAUAGAGUGAAGAAGAACUGGCAAGGAGAUCCUUGUGUUCCCGUAGAUUAUUCUUGGGAAGGUAUUGACUGUAUCCAAAGUGAUAACACUACUAAUCCUAGAGUCGUUUCACUAAAUAUAUCUUUUAGUGAAUUAAGAGGCCAGAUAGAUCCAGCCUUCUCCAACCUUACAUCUAUAAGAAAAUUAGAUUUAUCCGGUAAUACUUUAACAGGAGAAAUACCUGCUUUCCUCGCUAACUUACCAAACUUGACCGAAUUAAACGUUGAAGGAAACAAGUUAACGGGCAUAGUUCCACAAAGAUUGCAUGAAAGAUCAAAGAAUGGAUCUCUUUCCUUAAGAUUUGGUAGAAAUCCGGACCUUUGUCUCUCUGAUUCCUGUUCAAACACAAAGAAGAAGAACAAGAAUGGAUACAUCAUUCCAUUAGUAGUCGUAGGAAUCAUCGUCGUUCUUUUGACGGCUUUAGCUUUGUUCCGGCGUUUCAAGAAAAAACAACAAAGAGGUACACUUGGUGAGAGGAAUGGGCCGUUGAAAACUGCAAAGCGAUACUUUAAGUACUCAGAAGUUGUGAAUAUCACAAAUAACUUUGAGAGAGUUAUUGGCAAAGGAGGUUUUGGUAAAGUAUACCAUGGUGUCAUAAAUGGAGAACAAGUUGCUGUCAAGGUACUCUCUGAAGAAUCAGCUCAAGGCUACAAAGAGUUUCGAGCAGAGGUUGACCUUCUCAUGAGAGUUCAUCACACGAACCUGACUUCUCUUGUUGGAUAUUGCAACGAAAUAAACCACAUGGUGCUUAUCUAUGAGUAUAUGGCUAAUGAGAACUUAGGAGACUAUUUGGCAGGUAAAAGGUCAUUUAUCUUGAGCUGGGAAGAGAGGUUGAAGAUAUCAUUAGAUGCAGCGCAAGGACUAGAGUAUCUUCACAAUGGUUGUAAGCCUCCUAUAGUUCACAGAGAUGUGAAGCCAACAAACAUCUUACUAAACGAGAAGCUCCAAGCGAAGAUGGCGGACUUCGGGUUAUCUAGAAGCUUCUCUGUUGAAGGAAGCGGUCAGAUUUCAACAGUUGUCGCUGGAUCCAUCGGUUACCUUGACCCCGAGUACUAUUCGACUCGCCAAAUGAACGAAAAGAGUGAUGUUUAUAGUCUUGGGGUUGUUCUUCUUGAAGUGAUUACAGGCCAACCUGCUAUUGCAAGCUCAAAAACAGAGAAGGUGCAUAUAAGUGAUCAUGUCAGGUCAAUAUUAGCCAACGGAGACAUUAGAGGAAUCGUGGAUCAGCGUCUAAGAGAGAGAUAUGACGUUGGCUCGGCUUGGAAAAUGUCAGAGAUCGCUCUUGCUUGUACCGAGCACACUUCUGCGCAGAGGCCAACGAUGAGUCAGGUCGUUAUGGAGCUGAAACAGAUUGUUUAUGGCAUAGUGACUGAUCAGGAAAACUACGAUGACUCGACGAAAAUGCUUACAGUGAAUCUAGACACCGAGAUGGUUCCUCGAGCAAGGUAGUGAAUUUCUUCAGAGUAG
Arabidopsis thaliana (thale cress) is the source of this 2700-nucleotide messenger RNA. It is a transcript of the gene FRK1, whose product is annotated as FLG22-induced receptor-like kinase 1. Gene Ontology annotation, molecular function: protein kinase activity; ATP binding. The coding region runs from base 52 to 2682 and encodes 876 amino acids. The record is from RefSeq and is marked reviewed. The transcript has 13 exons. NCBI's taxonomy places the organism in Eukaryota, Viridiplantae, Streptophyta, Magnoliopsida, Brassicales, Brassicaceae. Gene Ontology annotation, cellular component: membrane.